Messenger RNA from Cynara cardunculus var. scolymus (artichoke), 2047 nucleotides. Its product is annotated as UDP-glucuronate:xylan alpha-glucuronosyltransferase 1-like. Bases 1 to 1899 code for a protein of 632 amino acids. The record is from RefSeq and is a predicted model, not a curated record. Gene Ontology annotation, molecular function: glycosyltransferase activity. Gene Ontology annotation, biological process: xylan biosynthetic process. Lineage: Eukaryota; Viridiplantae; Streptophyta; Magnoliopsida; Asterales; Asteraceae. The transcript has 4 exons.
AUGGAAACUAGACAACCGUAUUCCAAUGACGAAAUAUGCAAAAGAAGGUUCCAAAGGAGCAAACUGGAGGACGGUGAGAAGCCGAUGCAUAUCACAUUACAUGAUAAAACCAACAACUGUAAAAAUAGACCGUCGAAACCAAUGCUACUCGUCGUCGUGCUUGCAACCCUCAUCAUCAUCACCUGCUCCCUCUCCAAUCAUCGCCACGAUUACACCUACAUCUCCCAUGUUGUUUCAAGGUGGAAAUUGGGUGGAGGAGAAGAUCAAAGAUACGAGUCGUGUUUAGAAAUCAAUUGGCAAGAUAUAUCGAGUGUUAUCGAGAAUUUAUCCGGCAAAAACCGCAUGAUUCACGGGAUCGGAUUCUUGAACUUUAACAAGACCGAAAUCAGUGAUUGGAAGAGAAAGAUUUUAGUUACACCUCCUAACGAAAACGAUCAUAUCGUUCAUCUUCAUCUUGAUCCUGUCGAUAAAAACGUCACAUGGGAUUCGUUGUAUCCUGAAUGGAUCGAUGAAGAACAGGAAGAGGAAGUUCCAAGUUGUCCAAACUUCCCAAAGAUUGAAGUACCACGGAAAAGGCUCGAUCUUGUUGUGGUGAAGCUUCCAUGUCGAAAUGAGGGAAACUGGUCGAGAGAUGUCGCCAGGCUCCAUUUGCAGCUUGCCGCUGCCGGACUGGCGGCAACGGUAAGAGGAAACUUCCCGGUACACCUGCUUUUCGUCACCAAUUGUUUCCCUCUUCCGAAUCUGUUUCCCUGUACGGAACUAGUGGUUCGCCGGGGGAAUGCUUGGUUGUAUGAACCAAAUUUGAAGGUUUUGAGAGAAAAGAUUCAACUCCCAGUUGGAUCUUGUGAACUUGCAUUGCCUUUUAAACCUCGAGAGGGAGAGUAUAUCGGGAAUGUUCGACGGGAAGCGUAUGUGACAAUCCUACAUUCGGCUCAUGUUUACGUUUGCGGCGCAAUUGCUGCGGCACAAAGCAUUCGGAUGUCGGGUUCGACUCGAGAUCUUGUGAUACUUGUAGACGAGACGAUUAGUGAUUACCAUAGAAGUGGGCUCGAGUUGGCUGGAUGGAAGAUUCGCACAAUCCAAAGGAUACGAAACCCGAAAGCGGAGAAAAACGCAUACAACGAAUGGAAUUAUAGCAAGUUUCGUCUGUGGCAAUUGACGGACUACAAAAAGAUCAUCUUCAUCGAUGCGGAUAUGCUCAUCUUAAGAAACAUCGAUUUCUUAUUCGGGAUGUCGGAGAUCUCGGCCACCGGAAACAAUGGGACGCUAUUCAACUCCGGUGUGAUGGUCAUCGAGCCAUCGAAUUGUACGUUUAAGCUUUUGAUGGAUCAUAUCAACGAGAUAACAUCCUAUAACGGAGGUGAUCAGGGGUACCUAAACGAGAUCUUCACGUGGUGGCAUCGCAUUCCGAAAACCAUAAAUUUCCUGAAGAACUUCUGGAUCGGCGAUGACGAUGAAAUGAAAGAGAAAAAGACUCGGCUUUUCGGAGCGGACCCACCAGUGCUUUACGUUCUCCAUUACCUCGGGCUAAAACCGUGGUUGUGCUUUCGCGAUUACGACUGCAAUUGGAACUCGGAUAUAUUUCGAGAGUUUGCGAGUGAUGUGGCUCACGAGCAGUGGUGGAAGGUGCACGAUGCAAUGCCCACUCAGUUGCAUCAGUUCUGCUUCUUGGAAUCGAAGCAAAAAGCACAACUGGAGUGGGAUCGACGGGAAGCAGAGAAAGCAGGGUUUAGCGACAGGCAUUGGAAAGUGAAGAUAAAAGACCGGAGAUUGAAGAAAUGCAUCGAUAAUUUGUGUUCGUGGAAAGAGAUGCUGAAGCAUUGGGGCGAGACAAAUUGGACCGACGAUCAGAGUUUUAACCCAACACCGCCCGCGAUCAUGAAACUCGAGAUCAAUUGAUUAGUACUACUUAAGGUGAUCCAAUUUUUGGUAUAGUCUUUGAUUUUCAUAAUAAAACAUAACUUUAAUCAUGUAUGUUCAUAACACUUGGUACUUUUUUUUUAUCUAGUCUUUUGAUUUUUGUAAUAAAAUGUAAUUUUGAUUUUGU